AUGGCUAGCUAUCAGUACCUCAGCUAUGUAGAUCUCUACAAAAUCAACAACGUUAAUCUGGACCCCUUCACGGAGGUUUUCAACGAUAGAUUCUAUCUUCGGUAUAUUUAUAAGUGGCCCCACAUGAACAUCGUGACGAAGGAGAUGGACGAUCAUAUCAGUGGAUACAUCAUAGGCAAAGAAGAAGGACUGGGAGCCGAAUACCACGGACACGUGACGGCCUUAUCCAUCGAGGAGGACAGUCGUAGAACAGGAAAGGGUGUAGACCUCAUGAAUCAAUUUGAAAAAAUAUCCAAAGUCAUCCACAGGGCCAACUUUGUCGACCUAUUUGUCCGCAUCACAAACGAGCCAGCUAUCAACAUGUAUCGGAAGCUCGGUUACAUCGUCAAUGAAGAGAUCUUGAAUUACUAUUGUGGGAAUGAGAGUGCCCUGGACAUGCGCAAGUACCUGCACGUGCGAGUGGCCGCCUGCGUGAAGUGA
This is a messenger RNA of Plasmodium inui San Antonio 1, 480 nucleotides long. RefSeq names its product amino-acid N-acetyltransferase. The transcript is spliced from 2 exons. The record is from RefSeq and is a predicted model, not a curated record. Gene Ontology annotation, cellular component: NatB complex. Gene Ontology annotation, biological process: N-terminal peptidyl-methionine acetylation. Gene Ontology annotation, molecular function: protein-N-terminal amino-acid acetyltransferase activity. Bases 1 to 480 code for a protein of 159 amino acids. NCBI's taxonomy places the organism in Eukaryota, Apicomplexa, Aconoidasida, Haemosporida, Plasmodiidae.